AGCUGUUUUAUGAGGUUAGAGAUGAGCCUUAAAUAACUACCAAUGUAAGCUCAAAAUUAACUUCAUUAAGGGAGGAGCCAGGUGUUAGGGGAGGAGUUAAGAGGACGUCUUGUUUAGGAAACGAAACUUAAGAUUCAUAUUAACCAAAAUCACCCGACGUUGUAUCAGAUCUUUCUUUCAGGAGAGAAAUAACACACAUUUUGGAAAAAAUAGUCUGACAGACAGAAAUCACAACAAGGAUGGCCUCGGCUAAGACUUCCUGGUCUGAGGAGUACUUUUCAUGUUCCAUCUGUCUGGAUGUGUUCAGCAGUCCCGUUUCCACACCAUGUGGACACAACUUCUGCAGAACCUGUAUUAAUAAGUUCUGGGAUGGACAAGUUCAGUACAAAUGUCCUGUUUGCAACCAGAUUUUUAACACUAGACCUGAUCCACAGGUCAAUAUCUUUGUAUCAGAGAUGGCUGCUCAGUUUAGAACAUCUGUACGAGUAAAAGAGCAGCCUCGUGUUAAACCAGGAGAAGUUCCCUGUGACGUCUGUACUGAGAUCCGGCUGAAGUCUGUGAAGUCCUGCCUAGAGUGUUUUAUGUCUUUCUGCCAAACACACCUGGAGCCGCAUCAGAGAUUCACAAUCCUGAAGAAACAUCGGCUGGUCGAGCCAAUUGACCGUCUGGAAGAAAGGAUGUGUAAGAUACACGACAGAUUCCUGGAGCUCUUCUGCAAGACUGAACAGGUGUGUGUAUGUCAGUCCUGCACAGAGGGUGAUCACAGGUCCCAUCCUGUUGUACCUCUAAAGGAGGAAUAUGAAGUGAAGAUGGCCCAGCUGGGGAAGAUGGAGGCUGAAGUUCAGCAGAUGAUCCAGGAGAGACAAAAAAAUAUUCAGGAGAUUAAAGACACAGUUAAACGCAGCAAAGCAGAAGCAGACAGAGAGAUAGCCGAUGGUGUGCAGGUCCUCACUGCUCUGAUGCACUGCAUUAAAAAGUGCCAGGAUGAUCUCAACCAAUUGGUUAAAGAGAGACUGAAAUCCACAGAGAAACAAGCCGAAGACCUCAUCAAAGAGCUGGAGCAGGAAAUAGAAGAUCUGACCAAUAGAAGCUCAGUGGUGAAGCAGCUCUCAUACACUAAAGACCACCUCCACUUCCUCCAGGCCUUCAGAUCCCUGCAGGACCCUCCACCCACCAGGGACUGGACCACAGUGGAGGUCCGUCCUCCAUCAUACCUAGGGACCUGGAGGAGAUUCCUGGAUCAGCUGGAGGAGACACUGAAGAUGAAGACUAAGAAGCUACGUGAUGUUGUUCAACUGAAGAGGGUCCAGCAGUAUGAAGCAGAUGUGACUCUGGAUCCUGAUACAGCUCAUCCCAAGCUCAUCCUGUCUAAGGAUGGGAAACAAGUCCAUGAUGGAGGUGUAGCGAAGAAACUCCCAGACAACCCUAAGAGAUUUACACAUUGUUUAUUUGUCGUCACGAGGCAGAGUUUCUCUUCAUUGAGAUUUUUCUUUGAGGUCCAGGUUAAAGACAACACAUUAUGGUAUUUAGGAGUGGCCAGAGAGUCCAUCAACAGAAAAGGUGGGACCAUGUUUACCCCUGAGACGGGUUACUGGAUUCUCUACUACUACAAUGGUGGGUUGGUAUUCAAAGGUAACCCUGAUGUCCGUAACCCUCUGAGAGCUGAGCUCCAGAAGGUGGGGGUGUUUGUUGAUUAUGAUGAGGGUCUGGUCUCCUUCUAUGAUGUGGAAGCCAUGGUUAAUCUCUACUCUGCUACCGGCUGCACCUUUAGAGAGCCUCUCUAUCCAUUCCUCUGUCCGUGUUUAUGUGAUGGAGAUAAAAACUCUGCCCCCCUGAUCAUCUCACCUGUCAAUCAAACAGACUAGUACAUUUGUUUGAUGAUGAAAAAUCUAACAACCAAAAUAACUAAUGUUUCCGGAAUGGGAAUCUCUACCAUGGGAGAUCUGAGAAAACUGUAUUCAUAUUGUACUGUUCACUGUUUUUUAAAAACAACAAAAUGUAUUAAGCAACUUACACUGUGUACUAUAACAAAUAUGAUUCAUUCUAACUGGUUGGACUACUCUUAAAUGUUCAAUGUAUUUUUUUCUUCGUUUUUUAAAUAAAAGUAGGUUACUUGAAAGUGUAAAAUGUUAUUUUUAUUAUUAUUAUUUUGAUCAUUAUCAAUCAAAUAAAUAUACCGUUUUGUUUUUUUAAA
Molecule: messenger RNA, 2194 nt
Organism: Gadus macrocephalus (Pacific cod)
Lineage: Eukaryota; Metazoa; Chordata; Actinopteri; Gadiformes; Gadidae
Product: E3 ubiquitin-protein ligase TRIM39-like
Exons: 2
Coding region: 240-1865 (541 amino acids)
Molecular function (GO): protein binding; zinc ion binding
Source: RefSeq, a predicted model, not a curated record